ACAAGAAUAUAAAAGAAGGAAAAAGAAGAAGACGACAUAGCAAAGCCUAGAAACAUGGGUCACCAUUCUUGCUGCAACCAACAGAAGGUUAAAAGAGGACUUUGGUCUCCUGAGGAAGAUGAAAAGCUCAUCAGAUACAUUACUACUCAUGGAUAUGGCUGUUGGAGUGAAGUUCCAGAAAAAGCUGGGCUUCAAAGGUGUGGCAAGAGUUGUCGCUUGAGAUGGAUUAAUUAUUUAAGACCCGAUAUUAGAAGAGGGAGGUUUACACCUGAGGAGGAGAAGUUAAUUAUAAGCCUUCACGGGGUCGUAGGAAACAGAUGGGCUCACAUUGCAAGCCACUUGCCAGGUCGAACUGACAAUGAAAUAAAGAACUAUUGGAACUCAUGGAUAAAAAAGAAAAUAAGAAAGACUUCUUCGGUGUCUUCAACAACCAUUGCACAAAGUAUCGAUCACAAUUCUUCUGACCAGUUCAAUUACAAUUCCAAUCUAGUACUAGACCACUUUCCCAACCAUGAUAACAAUCUACAAACAAAACCACCAGUUCAAGAAACCUUGUUUUCCUCAACAUGCCCUCUGUUCAUGUUUGACACUACUAGUUCACUAGAAGCUGGCACAGCAAUAGACUGCAAUAGUACUACUGUGCGAGCAGAACAUUUUCAAGAUGCUGUGGGUUUGAGCACUGAAACAUGGAACUUGAGCCACCAUCAGGUUCAUGCACUUCCACCUCUCACAGUGAGUGUAGGUUUGGACACCACAAAUUAUUUGCCACCAUUGAUUGAGAACGUGGACAACAUGGUCCCAAUUGAGGUACAAUCUUGUACCAUGGAUGAGCAAGGAGAUAUAGCACUAGAGUGCUUGCAGAGGCGAGGCUUAAAUGAAUGGAUGGUGGAGACGCAGCAACAAUGUCCUAACUUUCUUUUUUGGGACAGUGUUGAAGGACAGCUUGGUGGGGAAGAACUAGCACCAAAUUCAUCAAAUGUGGAAGCAAAUAUGCUUUCUCCUUUUCCUUCUUCUUUGUGUGGAAGUAUUUGCAGAACUUUGUUUCCCAACCUCCAUUGCCUCCGCUUCUACCUCGCUACCAUGAUCAUUCCUGAGAAGAACCGCAAGGAGAUCUGCAAAUACCUCUUCCAAGAGGGAGUUUGCUUUGCGAAGAAGGACUUCAAUUUGGCGAAGCACCCUGAGAUUGACGUGCCGAAUCUGCAGGUGAUUAAGCUGAUGCAGAGUUUCAAGUCUCGCGAGUAUGUGAGGGAGACUUUUGCUUGGAUGCACUAUUACUGGUUCCUCACCAACGAUGGAAUCGAGUUUCUCAGAACUUACCUUAACCUUCCUUCCGAAAUUGUCCCUGCUACUUUGAAGAAACAGGCCAAGCCACCUGGCAGGCCCUUUGGCGGCCCAUCCGGUGAUCGCCCUAGGGGUCCACCACGCUUUGAAGGGGAGCGUAGGUUUGGUGGUGAUCGUGAUGGAUACCGUGGAGGUCCCCGAGGAGGACCUGGUGGUGACUUUGGAGGAGACAAGGGAGGAGCUCCUGCUGACUACAGGCCCUCUUUUGGGGGUGCUGGUGGAAGGCCUGGCUUUGGUCGUGGAUCUGGUGGUUUUGGAGCGCCAACCAGCUCAAAUCUUCCCUAAGUAUAAUGCUAUCUGCUAUAUUUUUUGUUUAGUUUUCUAGGAAGACUUGUUUGUAGUUGGAAUCAAUGAUAAUUUUCCAUCUCAUAUAGAUUGUUUUAUCGGCCUGACACUAGUUUAUAUUCAGUUUUUCGUUCAAUGAAGAUUUUGAUUUUUGAGUGUU
Glycine soja is the source of this 1786-nucleotide messenger RNA. RefSeq lists its product as uncharacterized. The coding region runs from base 55 to 1626 and encodes 523 amino acids. The record is from RefSeq and is a predicted model, not a curated record. The transcript has 8 exons. Lineage: Eukaryota; Viridiplantae; Streptophyta; Magnoliopsida; Fabales; Fabaceae.